UUGAAUCGAUUGCAAUUAAAUUUAGAAUAAGCCAAUGAAUACUCUGCACGUCGGGAGCAACGUGGUGAGCCCGGAGCUAAUGUUUUGUUUCGAAACCAGGCAGCAGACGAUUUUGAAGUGUCAAUAUCCAAAAAUUAUAAAAACAAUAUUAUAAAUUUUAUUGCAAAAUCGAUUCUCUUAAAAUAAUUUUAUAAACUUUUAUAUAUCUAUUUUAAAUAUGGCUUUUGAUGUGAGAAGAUUUGACAUUUAUCGAAAAAUUCCAAAAGAUUUGACUCAGCCGACAUUGACUGGAGCAAUUAUUUCUGUUUGCUGUUGCUGUUUUAUACUCAUUUUAUUUCUUUCUGAGUUUUUACAUUUUAUGAAUGUUAGCGUAAUUAGUGAACUUUUUGUUGAUAACCCUGGUGAUAAUGAUCGGAUUUUAGUUCAUUUGAAUGUAACCCUUCCGAAUCUGCAGUGUUCUGUGAUUGGUUUAGACAUCCAAGACGAAAUGGGUCGCCAUGAGGUAGGGUUUGUUGAAAACACUGAAAAAGUACCUGUUGGCCCUGAUAAUAAAGGCUGUAGAUUCGAAGGAAGUUUUUAUAUAAAUAAGGUUCCAGGAAAUUUUCAUGUAUCUACCCACUCAGCAUCGUCUCAACCUGAUGCUAUUGAUAUGCGUCAUAUCAUACAUGAGUGUAGUUUUGGCACCAAAGUGGCUGGAAAAAUAAAAGGCAGUUUUAAUCCAUUGAAAGAAAUUGACCGAAGCGGUGCUAGAGAUGACGGAAGUACUUUAUUUGCUGACAUUGAAUCUCAUGACUAUGUGAUGAAAAUUGUACCCACCAUUUACGAAAGUUUGAAUGGCCUUAAAGUUGAAACUUAUCAAUACACAUAUGCCUAUAAGAGUUCUGUCACUUUCAGCCAUUCUGGUAGAAUUAUGCCUGCCAUAUGGUUUCGCUACGAUUUGACACCUAUCACUGUUAAAUAUACAGAAACACGACCACCUUUGUAUAGUUUCUUAACAACGGUUUGUGCAAUAGUAGGAGGUACUUUUACUGUAGCUGGUCUUAUUGAUUCUCUGAUAUUUUCUGCAUCAGAAGUAUUCAAAAAGUUUGAAAUUGGAAAACUAAGUUAAUUGAUGACUAAAAAUAGCUUUAUUAAUUUUUUUACGCAAUUUUGAAUCUCAGUGACUUCAAGCAGGCCUUUGAAGAAUUCAGAGAUUUCAAAAAUCUUCCAGUAUUCUUCCAAGAUGUAUAAAUUAUUUUGUAUGACAUUUGUGAAGGUGAUUGAUGCUUGUUAAAUUGAAACAUGAUAUAUUUUUGAGAUUGUAUUCUUUGUUACUUUGUUUUGUUGUAGUUUAGGUAUUUUUAAAGACAUGUUUAUGUUAACUGUUAUACUUUAAAUAUUUUUUUUUUAAAAUUUUGACUCAUAUUCAUUAGACACUGUUAUGUUCAUGUUAGCUGUGGUUGUGAUUGUGAUUUUCUACCAACCUUUUAUUAUUAUUUUUUUUUAAUGUAACAUGAUUUGCAUGUAACAUGUAUAUUACAUGAUUUGCAACCAACCUUUUUUUUUCCUUCUCUGAAUGUAAUAUAUUCAGGGUAUCUGCGCAGCUGGAAAGUCAUGAGAAAUAAAAGAAAGUCAUGAAUUUUGGUAUUGAACAAAGUUUGUCAUGGAAUGUCAUGAUUUUAACUAUUUUUUUAAAAAAUCAUAGAAAGUCAUGUAUUUAUGUUGCUGAAAAAUCAAAUUUUUAAAAUGGAAUUUACCCUCCCUCCCAAUUUCACGAUGCUCCAAAUAUCUGCUAUUUAAAAAUUAUGGUGUUCUUUCAAAAAAUGAAAGAGAAACAUCAUUUCUAGAGCGAAUUAUCUUAUAAACUUCUGUGAUUUCAGAAUUUUUGUUAU
This is a messenger RNA of Parasteatoda tepidariorum (common house spider), 1871 nucleotides long. Its product is annotated as endoplasmic reticulum-Golgi intermediate compartment protein 1. Gene Ontology annotation, biological process: retrograde vesicle-mediated transport, Golgi to endoplasmic reticulum; endoplasmic reticulum to Golgi vesicle-mediated transport. Gene Ontology annotation, cellular component: COPII-coated ER to Golgi transport vesicle; Golgi membrane; endoplasmic reticulum membrane. The record is from RefSeq and is a predicted model, not a curated record. NCBI's taxonomy places the organism in Eukaryota, Metazoa, Arthropoda, Arachnida, Araneae, Theridiidae.